AUGCCGAAAGAGAUCAAAGAAAUCAAGGAAUUUUUGAUGACUGCGCGGCGGAAGGACGCAAGAGCUGUGAUUAUUAAGAAGAAUCCGGAUAAUGUAAAAUUUAAGGUUCGCUGCAGUAAAUACCUCUACACACUGGUUAUUCAGGAUACGGAGAAGGCUGAAAAGCUGAAGCAGUCUUUGCCGCCCGGCCUUCAAGUUAAAGAGAUGAAGUGA
This is a messenger RNA of Gongylonema pulchrum, 213 nucleotides long. Lineage: Eukaryota; Metazoa; Nematoda; Chromadorea; Rhabditida; Gongylonematidae. The record is from the annotation of a GenBank genome assembly.